Molecule: messenger RNA, 1864 nt
Organism: Ostrinia nubilalis (European corn borer)
Lineage: Eukaryota; Metazoa; Arthropoda; Insecta; Lepidoptera; Crambidae
Product: rho GTPase-activating protein Graf-like
Exons: 11
Coding region: 263-1864 (533 amino acids)
Cellular component (GO): cytoplasm
Molecular function (GO): protein binding; GTPase activator activity
Source: RefSeq, a predicted model, not a curated record
AAUUUAUGGCAACAUUAGUGCAUUAUCUGACAGCUACGCAACGAUUGCAUAUCAGUCUGACUGAAACGAAAAUAUUACGUUUUUUAUCCUUUUUGUAGCGGUGUAGUGAGUUUUGUGAGUGUCGCUCCCUUAAUUAUUAUAAAUUCCGUCCAAGGAGUGCAAGAAAGCAAAGGGAGUUGCAAUGCCCUCAUCGGAGGGCCGUCGGUGAAAGUGCAUGGUGUUGUGACCGUGAUAGAGGCGGCGCGAGUGGGCAGCCGUGAGGAUGGGCGUGGGUCUGCAGCCGCUCGAGUUCACCGAGUGCCUGGCGGACAGCCCGCAGUUCCGCGAGAACCUGCAGCGCCACGAGAAGGAGCUCGAGCGCACCAGCCAGCAGAUCAAGCGCCUCAUCAAGGAAGUCAAGGAUGUCGUCCAGGCUGCAAAACGGCUGGGCGCGGCGCAGCUGGCGCUGGCGGCCAGCAUGGAGCAGUUCGAGUUCGCGUGCAUCGGCGCCUCCAUGACGGAGGACGAGCGCGUCAUCAGCCGCUCGCUGCACCACUUCGCGCACCUCAUCCGCACCAUCGAGGACGAGCGCGACCGCAUGCUGGGCCGCGCGCACGAGCAGAUCAUCCAGCCGCUGGAGAAGUUCCGCAAGGAGCACAUCGGCGCCGUCAAGGAAGGUAAGAAGAAGUUCGACAAGAAGACCGCCAAGUUCUGCCAGACGCAGGAGCGGACGCUCUCGCUGUCCACCAAGAAGCCCGAGAAUGUCUUCCAGGAGGCGGACGCCGCGAUGGACAUGGCGGAGCGCGACUUCUGCCAGGCGUCGCUGGAGUACGUGUUCCAGCUGCAGGCCGUGCAGGAGCGCAAGAAGUUCGAGCUGGUGGAGACGCUGCUGGGCUUCGUGUUCGGCUGGUGGACCUUCCACCACACCGCGCACGACGUGCACGCCGACGCCGAGCCGCGCGUGCGCGACCUGCAGCUGCGCAUCCAGCGGACGCGGAGCAACUUCGAGGAGACCAGCAAGCAGACCGAGUCGCUCAUGAAGAAGAUGAUGGAGGUCAGGCAGAUGACCAAAGAAGAAGAAGCCGGGGAAGACAGCGGCGGCGUCCCGCGCGCCGGGUACCUGUUCCUAAUGGAAAAAAAGGCAUUUGGCACGACGUGGAGUAAACAGUAUUGUACAUACGAGCGUAGUUCGCGAACGCUAUCGCUCACGCCAUAUAAUCAGAUAAACGUCAAAACGGGCGGCAGCGGCGAGUGCGUGUGCGUGUGCGGCGGACGCGGCUGCGCGGAGCCGCCGGAGCGACGCUUCUGCUGGGAGGCCGUGCCCGCCGAGCGCGAGCGGCCGCCGCUCACGCUGCAGGCGCUGUCCGAGCGCGACCGCGCCGCCUGGCUGCGCGCGCUCGACGGCCCGCCCGCGCCGCACGCCGCGCCCACAGCCAGGCGCUGUCCGAGCGCGACCGCGCCGCCUGGCUGCGCGCGCUCGACGGCCCGCCCGCGCCGCACGCCGCGCCCACAGCCAGGUGAGUGGCUGCUGCCGGGAGCCGUGCCGGCCGAGCGCGAGCGGCCGCCGCUCACGCUGCAGGCGCUGUCCGAGCGCGACCGCGCCGCCUGGCUGCGCGCGCUCGACGGCCCGCCCGCGCCGCACGCCGCGCCCACAGCCAGGCGCUGUCCGAGCGCGACCGCGCCGCCUGGCUGCGCGCGCUCGACGGCCCGCCCGCGCCGCACGCCGCGCCCACAGCCAGGUGAGUGGCUGCUGCCGGGAGCCGUGCCGGCCGAGCGCGAGCGGCCGCCGCUCACGCUGCAGGCGCUGUCCGAGCGCGACCGCGCCGCCUGGCUGCGCGCGCUCGACGGCCCGCCCGCGCCGCACGCCGCGCCCACAGCCAGGUGA